CACGUUGACGUUAAUGACGUUCAAUUAUUUGCUUAUUUUUGUGAAUAGCAAAAUUAUGUUGUUUUUAAUCAUUUUGUUUUCAUUUUUCGUUCAUUUUGUUUGAAAAUAGAUUGAAUUCGAAGUUACGGUUGUGUAGACUUUUAUCCCAAUACUAUAAAUAUGACAAUGGGAGAUGAAACUCCAGUGACAACAUUGAUACUUCCAGUUUUAAUACGCCCUAUUCUUUCUGAGUUAGAAAAGCAAGAUGUCUCAGCUUCUCAGACGUUACGCUCAGCUCUCACAAAAGCUGAGGCCUCACACCCUGGGCUGGCAUAUGACCUUGUACUUGGCAUUUUAAGAAAGGGAGAUCUCACAGUGAAUAUGAAUGAGAGUAUAUUACGCUUACAAGGAGCUGUCUCAGACUCUGAUGGUAAAUAUAAGAUAUCAAUUUUGAAUAGUCCUCACUUCUCUAAGUUUUUAGUAGUAGAAUACCGCUUGAAUCGGUCAGAAGAUGCAUUCCAAGAGCUGAACAGGAAGUCUGCUGCUCUCAAAAGAAUCUUGAGCAGAAUACCAGAUGAAAUAACAGAUAGAAAAACAUUUUUAGAAACAAUAAAAGAAAUUGCCAGUGCUAUAAAGAAACUGUUGGAUGCAGUGAAUGAGGUGAAUGGUUUUAUUCCAGGUACUACUGGAAAACAAUCAUUAGAACAAAGGAAGAGAGAAUUUGUUAAAUAUUCCAAGAGAUUCAGUAACACUUUGAAAGAAUACUUCAAAGAAGGACAAGCCAAUUCAGUAUUUGUUAGUGCCCUAUAUUUAAUUCAUCAGACUAAUAUGAUAAUAACUACAGUGAAGAACAAGUGUGAAUGAAGAAAAUUAUGAACUAAGUUGUUCCUUUUCUGUUGACAGUUCAAAAAAAUCUAGCAAUUCAGUAAUAAUAGUUGUGACUUACUUUUAGUUUUUUAAUAUACAUAUUUCAGAAGAUGUACUCCAAUUAUAACUGAUUUUUGGUUAAGGCUAGAGUAUUAAAUACAGUUUAUUUUUAAGAGAUGUGUAAUAUAUGUUAUUAAAUAUAUUAUAAUGUUGUUAUGGCACUUUUUGUGUUGAUUGUGAGGAUAUAAAUAAUUGAAGAGAUUCUGAACUUUUCAUUCCAGUUGAAGUUGAGAACAACCUAUGAAAGUAUAAAACAAUGCAUACAUUCAAAAAUAAUAUCCUCAGCAAAUAUUAUUCAUGGAAUAUUAAAUGGAAAUGCUUUUAAAAAUAUCCUGAGAAUUUAACAAAUAAAAUAUAACAUAAAACAAGGAUAAUAAUGUUAUUAAUAUUUACAUUUCAUUGUAUGCACUUUCCUCAAUAUAAUAUAAAACUCAGGUAAGAAAAAACAUGUUCAUAUUCACUGCAUUUCAGUCAUAUUUGAGAGCUUUAGUUUUAUUUAAAAAUAACACAAUUAGCAUUCCUUCAAUGGGCAAGUCAACUAUAUUUUUUGCAGUAUCCUUAUCAAUGCAUUCAAUCUCAGGGUUUUGUUAUUUUUUCCAUUUUUGAAGUAUUGUGAUCAAACAGCAAAAGCACAAGGGAGUAAACUAACACUGUGCUGGUAAGAUGAUGCUGCAGAUAAAGCAUCAAAAAUAAAAAAAAACUCAUAUUUUUGAAUUGGUAAAAUUUCCAGUUUUUUAAGCCCUAAGAGAAAUGAAAAGAAUUGAAAAAUUGAUCUUGCAUUAUUUCUCAGAAGUUAUUGAAUUCAUUUUUAUUUUUAUGAAAGUUGUGAGAAUUUAAAAACAUUUUUUUACAUUUUUGAAAACUGCAACUUCUAGAUACAAAAUCUAGAUGAGAAAAAAAUCGAAAAAAUCAAGGGAUUACUUGUUAGGAACAUAGUUAUCCAAAUAAAAUCAAUUCAGUAAGGGUUUAUUAGUUUGACAUAUAUUGCAUAUAUUGUAUAUAUUCAGAUUGUAUAUUACAUUAGUACAUAUUAGUCCAGAUAGUAGUAUAUAUAGUAUAUAAGACGAUUCAUUAGCGAAUUCACUCAUAGGUGAAUAAUGUGUUAUAAAUGUGACUGGUGCACACACAAGCUUUUAAAACUCAUUUUGUACCUGAAAAUGUUUGUAAACCAUAUGACUGUUCAUGGCUAUUGAAUAAAUACUAAAUACUAAAAAAAAAAUACUAAAUAAAAUUAAGUGGCUAGCAUCCAUGGUUAUCAUGUCAAAAUAGUAAAUAAACUAUGAAUAAAGUUGAAAAAUAAAUUAUAUUCAAUGGGCGUCGGAGAAAGAAUUCAUGAUUGGUUCACACAUUAUUUGACAAAUAGAAAGCAGUAUUCUGAUGUGAAUGAUACAUGUGGAGAAUCAACGGAAAAUUUAUACCAACCUAGACAUUUUCUGAACCUGAUUUCGUUGUAUAAACUUAAAAUAUGUUGUUUUAUUCGUUUUGCCAGGAAUGAAUUGAAAAUAUCAAAUUUAGCUUUCAUUAUGGGACUAGAUAAUUUAAUUACUUGAUAGCAGAUACAUUAAAGUACAACAUUGGCAAACAAUCUGUAUUUCACUAUGUAAUAAUUUCAUACAAAUCAUUACCAAAUGAGUUGAAAAAUAUACAUGAUACAAGAAGGUUUAAAAUCAAUUUAAAAAAAUACUUGCUCAGGACAAUUUGAAUGAAAAAUAUGUGGCAUGAUUUGAUUACUCAGAAAUGAAAUGUAAUAACUUUCAUCUUAAGAAACAAUAAUUAAUAAUUAGGUAGUUCAUCGAAAAAUCCUAAUAACAAAGUAGACAAAUCAAUAGGAUUAGUUUGCGGAAAAACUUGUUGGUCAAACUAGGAGACCCAUCAAAACUAGCUACAAAGAACAUCUCGCACAUUCAAACGAUGUUCGAAUAUACAAGUUAAGUAAUGUAGUGGUAAAACAGUGUUGUGUGAUUGAAAUUGUGUUUACUAAAAAAAAAUGAAAUUGAAGAUGAACAUCAAUCAAGGCCCCUAUGAUUCCUUGUAAAGUCAGUCUAUAUUUUUUUAUUUUCGCCGUAGCGACAAUAACUUUCGCUGGUUUAUUCAAGCCAAAAUAGAAAGCCAUAUCGAAGAAAAACUAGCUAGC
Phaedon cochleariae (mustard beetle) is the source of this 3040-nucleotide messenger RNA. NCBI's taxonomy places the organism in Eukaryota, Metazoa, Arthropoda, Insecta, Coleoptera, Chrysomelidae. The record is from the annotation of a GenBank genome assembly.